GGAUCUUAGGGCAUUUUAUUCCAGUCAAAAAAAGACAUAUUUCUUUAUUAUUAUUCUCAUUACUUGGACUAUUUCAUAAGGCUCCGUGAACCUCCAUCCAACCCCCGAAAGGUUUGACCAGCGUACUAUCGUUCUCGUCUUUUUAUUUUGCAGGGAAGACUCUUAUUUUCACGUGGUUCGUCUUACUCGUUCUACGGCCACACGCACCUCACCUUUUCCCCACCACCAACAACAAAAAAAAUAUAAAAAUAAUAAUAAAACAACAACAACCUAACCCUUAACACAACGCAAUGUCGUACCCAUUUCAACCCGUUGCUUCUCUCAAAGGCCGCAGCGUGGCCGCCGCCGGGGACUUCAGCCUGGAGGAGAUCGAGGGGCUGAUCGACCUCGCGCUGGCGAUGCGCGGCGCCAUCGCGUCCGGCACGACCCUCGACGUCCUUCGGGGCCGGCUGAUGGUCCCGCUCUUCUUCGAGGACUCCUCGCGGACGCGCUCCAGCUUCUGCGCCGCGAUGUUGCGGCUUGGCGGGCAGGUCUUGGACUUUAAUAUCGAGCGAAGCUCCGUGAACAAGGGCGAAACCCUGCAGGAUACGAUCCGCGCGAUGGAUUCCUACGCCGACGUGAUGGUGCUUCGCCACCCCCAAGUCGAGGCCCUCGCGCAGGCCCUCGCCGUCGCCACCCACCCCAUUCUCAACGCGGGAAACGGCGCCGGCGAGCACCCGAGCCAGUCGCUUUUGGAUCUUUUGACCAUCAAGGCGGACCUCGGCCGGGUUGACGGCCUCACCAUCGCCUUUAUCGGGGAUUUGAAGAUGGGCCGCACGGUGCACUCCCUUCUUCGGCUGCUGUGCGGGAAUUAUAACCUGCGGAAGGUGUAUUUGAUCGCCCCGGAGGGGCUGGAGAUGCCGGAGGCGGUCCUGGACAGCGUCGCCGCGAGCCUGAAGGAACGCGGGAUCGCGCUGGAGUCGCGCACGGCGCUCGCCGCUGCGGUUGUCGCGGACUGCGAUGUGUUGUACUGCACGCGCCUGCAAAAAGAGCGCUUCGCCUCGGCCGAGGCGGGGGAUGCCCGGUCGUUGGCCGCGUUUGAGGCCGCCAAGGAGGGCAUUCGCGUGGACCGGGCGCGGAUGCGGGACGCCAAAAAGGACAUGAUCGUCAUGCACCCUCUUCCACGGGUCGAUGAGCUCUCCACCGACAUCGACGACGACCCCCGCGCCGCGUACUUUCGACAGAUGCAAAAUGGGCUUUAUAUGCGCAUGGCUCUCUUAUAUAGUAUUCUGGUUUGA
This is a messenger RNA of Phytomonas sp. Hart1, 1277 nucleotides long. The record is from the annotation of a GenBank genome assembly. Lineage: Eukaryota; Euglenozoa; Kinetoplastea; Trypanosomatida; Trypanosomatidae.